GUCACCCCUUCCCCUCCUCUCUCCCGUAAUAACAGUUGAAGGAACCCGGAGCUGCAGGUGUGGGUGCUGGUUAAAAUAAGAUGUUACCUUUAUCUAUUAAAGAUGACGAAUACAAACCUGCGAAGUUCAAUCUGGUUCUCAAACUCUCCGGAUGGUUCAGAUCAAUUCUGGCUGACAAGACAUCGCGGAAUUUAUUUUUCUUCCUGUGCCUGAAUCUGUCCUUUGCCUUUGUGGAGUUACUGUACGGCAUAUGGAGUAACAGUUUAGGGCUGAUAUCAGAUUCCUUUCACAUGUUUUUUGACUGCACAGCCCUUCUGGCAGGUCUUGCAGCAUCAGUGAUUUCACGGUGGAGGUCCAAUGACUCCUUCUCAUAUGGUUAUGUGAGAGCAGAAGUGCUGGCAGGUUUCGUCAACGGCCUCUUCCUCAUCUUCACUGCGUUUUUUAUCUUCUCAGAAGGAGUGGAGAGAGCGUUAGAACCUCCAGAUGUGCAUCAUGAGCGCCUGCUCCCCGUGUCCAUUGCUGGACUCCUCGUCAACCUAGUCGGCAUCUUUGUGUUCCAGCACGGAGGACACGGACACUCUCAUGGUGAAGAAGGUCACGGGCACAGCCACUCUCUUUUUAACGGCAGUGUGGGCCACGGACACAGCCACGGGGGACAUGGGCACAGCCACGAUUCCAAGCACGGGCACAGUCAUGGACAAGGACAUGGACAUGAUCAUGAUCACAGUCAUGCUCACGGGCAUGAUCAUGGACAUGGCCAUUCACACGAGUCUCACUGCCAUGAUGACCACUUGCACAUACCAGACAAAGGCUCCAGCAAACAGAUCUUACAAGGAGUUUUUCUUCACAUUGUCGCUGACACAUUGGGAAGCAUCGGUGUCAUCAUCUCAGCCUUCCUGAUGCAGAAGUAUGACCUGAUGAUUGCUGAUCCGAUCUGUUCCAUGCUCAUCUCCAUACUCAUAGGUGUCAGUGUGGUUCCUCUGCUGAGAGAGUCCAUUGGGAUCCUGAUGCAGCGAACACCACCUGCUCUUGACCACACCCUUCCUGAGUGCUACCAGAGAGUGCAGCAGCUGCAGGGUGUGUAUAACUUGCAGGAGACGCACUUCUGGACACUGUGCACUGACGUCUACAUCGGCACGCUGAAACUCCUCGUGGCUCCAGAUGCUGAUUCCCGAUGGAUCCUCAGUCAGACGCACAACAUUUUCACACAGGCAGGAGUAAGGCAGCUGUACGUUCAGAUAGAUGUGGCGGCCAUGUAGGAGACACCUUGAUUCAGGAGUCCUGGGACCAAAGCCCUCUGUGCUGCUACGUGAAGCUCAUCACCAAACCCAGCCCCUUUUUACCCGUUCUCUUAAUUUCUCUGGGUUUCUUAACGUCAUCACCCAGUCUGACCAAUCUGGAGCGGCCGCAGUACAGUACACUAAAGUACAGUACCGUACACUGACUCCAGGUUUUUACAGGGUUUGGUUUUUCCAGGAAAACCAAACAACGUGAAGACUACAAUUGGGCCUCCGGUCAACAACUGUCCAUGUUCCUAACUGUUUUGGGGUUUGUUUGUUUUUUUAUAUCCCUCAAAGACUUUAGUCAGUGUCUUCUCCUCAUCAGAAUGAGGUUUUAAUUUUGUUUAAGAAGGAAAAAAUCUCUAACAGUAUGUGAAGUGAAUCAUCGCUAGUAUUUUCUCAGUGGUCUGAUGUCUUUGCAGCAGCAGAUAUCGGUCACCUCGUGUUGUCCCGCACUUCAAUUCAGCAUCAUGCUUUAAUAUCUUAAGUGCCUUCCCCUCCCGUGGAUAUCUCGGACAAUCUCCUGCACAUCUCCUUCACCAAACAUCUGGAAAAUCAUUCCUUUGUCUUUUGUUUUUUACUGCAUGGUGUUCUGAUUGAUUUUCUGAUUAUUUCUCAGAUCUCUGCUUAUGUAAAACUGGACGAAACACCAGCUUUAUUCAGCCAUACGUGGAUCUGUUGAGCCACUUAAAUGUGAGAAGUCCAUAAUUUAACUGCCCAUAGGAUUUUUUUUAAAAGAAACACUUCUGUGCCACAGGCCAGUACAUUUGUGCAAUUCAAUAAAUUAUAUUGCCAUCUGA
Molecule: messenger RNA, 2080 nt
Organism: Hemibagrus wyckioides
Lineage: Eukaryota; Metazoa; Chordata; Actinopteri; Siluriformes; Bagridae
Gene: slc30a7
Product: solute carrier family 30 member 7
Exons: 11
Coding region: 81-1259 (392 amino acids)
Biological process (GO): zinc ion transport; intracellular zinc ion homeostasis; transmembrane transport
Cellular component (GO): Golgi apparatus; membrane
Molecular function (GO): zinc ion transmembrane transporter activity
Source: RefSeq, a predicted model, not a curated record